Molecule: messenger RNA, 2261 nt
Organism: Lingula anatina
Lineage: Eukaryota; Metazoa; Brachiopoda; Lingulata; Lingulida; Lingulidae
Product: nose resistant to fluoxetine protein 6
Molecular function (GO): acyltransferase activity, transferring groups other than amino-acyl groups
Source: RefSeq, a predicted model, not a curated record
CGGGCUAUGUAGGGAUACAACAGCCCGGCCAACCACCCGCGACUCUUAGCAUUGGUUUAUGUGUUCCAACAGGAUGCAGUAACCAAGACUUAAAACACUUACUGAACGCAUUUAUAUCUAUCCUACGAAUAAAAUCUCCACUUUUGGAAAAGGCUGCUUUUGCCUGCAACAAACAAGACCGACCGUUGAACAGCGGUGCAAUUGCAGUUAUAUGCAUCGCAGGGUUAGUUGUGCUAUGUGUACUUAUUGGAACCACAUAUGACAUCGUACACCAGAACAUGGGUUUUAAUCACAAACCAUUGAUUCCCUACGCCAGUGAGACAAAAUUCACCAGUAACGGUGCUGCCUCCAUGGGUGUUGAUGAACACACACCACUAAUACAUUCUCAGAAAACUGUGGGUUAUUCGAAUUCCGAAAAUAAUGGCGCAAAUGGCAUUAUGCAUAAAGUCCUUGUAGCUUUUUCUGUAUACACAAACGGUGCCAAAGUUCUGAACACCAAGCAAGCCAGUGGGGCUCUCACUUGUGUCAAUGGAAUACGGUUUCUGAGUCUCGCCUGGGUUAUUUGGGGACACACCUACGUUUUUGCAAUGACUACGAUUGAUAAUAUAUCCUCUGUAACUCAGGAUUUAAUGAAACGGUGGACGAUGCAAGUCUUAAUUAGCGGUCCCUUUUCCGUGGAUUCUUUCUUUGUUCUGAGCGGUCUUCUUGUCACAUAUCUUACCAUGAGAGAGAUGAAGAAGGGGAGUGGCAGAUUCAGGAUCAACUGGGGGCUUUAUUAUUUCCACAGAUUCUGGAGACUAACCCCGCCCUAUAUGUUGGUGCUGUUGGUUUAUGUUCCCACUAUAUACUACUGGACAAACGGCCCCAUGUGGGUCAGUACCGUUGAUGGUUUCGACCCUUACUGUAGCGAAACUUGGUGGACAAAUUUACUCUACAUAAACAAUGUUGUAAAAUCAAAGAAAAUGUGCAUGGGUUGGUCCUGGUAUCUAGCCAAUGACAUGCAGUUCUUUGUUAUCAGUCCUUUAAUUCUAUUUCCUCUGUUUUGGAACGAGAUAAUUGGCGUGGGUGUUUUGCUUGCAACUCUGCUCGGAUCAUGGAUAACAACUGGUAUAGUCUCCAACGUCAAUCAACUCCCACCAGGAUCUACCAACCAGGCAGGUUUUGAUAUAUUAUAUGUUAAACCAUGGAUACGAAUAGGACCUUACUUAAUAGGGAUGCUGGUUGGUUAUAUAUUGUACGUUACUGAGUGCAAACCCAAACUAAACAGGUUAACGGCAUUAAUUGGCUGGGUGGUAGCUACGGCAACUGCCCUCGCACUGGUAUACGGCCUUUAUGACGUUUACCAAGGUCACCCGCUCAGUAACGAUGUUGGCGCAUUUUACAACGCAGUCUCAAGAACUGCUUGGGGUGCAUGUGUUGGUUGGGUUAUAUAUGCUUGCUGUACUGGAUAUGGAGGGUUCGUGAAUACCUUAAUGUCCUGGAAGGCGUUUGUACCUCUGAGUCGUCUGACAUACUGUGCCUAUCUCAUCCAUCCUAUCAUUAUGUAUGUGGUAUAUAUGGGAAGAGAGACGCUUAUACAUGCUACAGAUGUGACAAUGACAUAUAUCUACUUUGGAAACAUGGUGGCGUCGUUUGCGGGUGCUUUCAUCGUAUCCAUGGUCUUUGAAGCUCCAAUGAUGGGGCUUGAAAAAGCUAUAUUACGGCGGGAAAAGUCAGCAUAGACUGCUGGAAAAACAUGGAGCAGAGGAACAAAGCCGUAUGAGGCAAAGCUGGUCUUGUAUCCAUUCUUACUUUUACCCAAACUUAAAUCCUAGGGUAUACGAAUAUAUUACAAAAAGAACAAACAAUGGGAUCUUACAUUCCCAAGUGCAGCUUUUAGAUUUCUUAUAAAGUUUCUGCUAAAUAGGGGUAGUUUUUCACAGUUACGUAAUGUAACAAUAAAAAAAUCAAAUGGAGAACUUUCUUAAAGCAGUUGUGGAUCAUAUAACAUGGUCAUGAUGCAUUACCUCGGAAAUGAGACUGUUCUUAGAGUACCUACGCUUAUCUAUAUUUGGAGACUUUUUAUUUAUAUUUGAAUGCAGACAUAUUAUUUGAUUGUUAUUUAAAUUCUUAUGGUGCCAAUAUAAACGGAGUAUGUAUGUGUUUUUAAGAGGACUUUCAGUUAAAUGAUGUCAAUGUUAAAUGUUUAUUAUGUGGGAUGCAUAAUGCAUUGUAUUUGAACAAACAAUUUGUUUUUUAUUGCGAAUUAUACUUUUAUUUGA